This is a messenger RNA of Paracoccidioides brasiliensis Pb18, 507 nucleotides long. RefSeq lists its product as uncharacterized. The transcript has 3 exons. The coding region runs from base 1 to 507 and encodes 168 amino acids. The record is from RefSeq and is a predicted model, not a curated record.
AUGGCGAUAUCGGAUUCCGAGUCGUUCUGCAAUGAUGGCACUGAAGAGAGCUGGAUUAUCCUUACAGGUCUCCCAUGCCUCUUUCGAGAGCAAUUCCCGAAAAUGCCCAAAGAUCACAUUGCACGUCUCAUCUUCGAUCGUCAUCGUCAAAAUGCCUCUGGGGGUUAUUGGCGGAAUCUGAUCAGCAGGCAAAAGGAUACGGGGCGCAUAUCAUGGCCCAUCAAUUUCAAGGAUUACGUCAAAGCUUCUUCCCCAGGCUAUAUCAAGGAUUGCGAAGGAGGGACGCUCAUGCAAACGCUCCAUGCUUCCCCGAAAAUUACCUCAUCUCGAAACCGGGCCUUCCCCGAGGAAAAGCCACACCAUCCACCAGUCGCCUCCGCAGCGGAUGACGGCGCGCUGUCACUCCAACAGAUCCACUCUCCAUCCCUGCGAUCCGGACAACGGGCUGGUCUCCAGACAUGUAUACAUUCACCACGAGAACCACGCUGCGGACCUUCAUCUCAGUGA